AUAGCCUGCAUUCGGCAGGCACGGGCGCAACAGUUCCUCACACAGCCCAACAAACCCGCCCCGGCGCCACCGUGCCCGACCAGCGAAACCGCCUCCCGCUCUUCCCACCUCCCUCCUCCUCCACCCUCUCUCGGCCUCGUCGCGGCCGCGGACGCCUCCUCCGGCUGCUCGGGUUCUUCCUCCAAGGCCCUCUCCCUCGCCGUCUCCUGUUUCCAGGCGACAGGCGUGAUGGUAGAGGAGAAGAGGGAGAGGGCGGAGGAGGCGUCCGAGAGCCCGCAGAAAUCUCCGCGCCUGGACCCGCUGGCUGCGGCCGUGGCAGGUCCUGGAUGCAGCGACGCGCCUGCGUCUCCGACGGAGUCGAGCGACGAGUGGCCAUCGUCCGGGGAAUCGGAGGCGGGGACAAGCAGCGACAGUACCGGCGAUGGCGGGCGGUGCGAGCACAUACGCUUGGACCGCGAACUCCUGGAUAUGCACGUGUAUUAUCUCACGGAGCAGCGGGCGGUGCUCCGGACGUGCCAUCUUAGUAAGUGCAAGACGACCUGUAAGGGCAACGAAGGGAUGAUGAAGUGCAUAAACUGCUCCAGAUUCUUCUGCUCUGGGUGGCCGGUGAACAGGGAAAGCCCGCAGGAACAUGCCCUCUGGCACGCUGGCGAGAACACGCAUUGGGUUGCUCAGUGGUGCGAUGAACCGAAUUUGGGAUACUGCUUCUUGUGUGCGCGCGGUAUGAGGCUCAGUGACCGGAGCGAAGAUGACUAUGCAGUGGCGGCCAGAAACAAAAAGGAUCAGCAAGGACUGGGGGAUAGCGUUGCAAAGGAUGGCUGGGGAUCGGUGUCUGGCAUUGCAAAGGAUGGGUGCAAGCCGGGGGGCAAGAACCCGCAGAACCCUGAGAACACGCAGAAAUACCCGCACCUGGACCUGCCUGCGUCCAAGGCACCUGUGUUGUUGAGCGAGUCGCCAUCGACGGGGGAAGUGGAGGAGACCAGCGACUGCACAUACGACAUCGGGUCAUGCGAGCACUUGUUCAAGGACAGGGAGGAGCUGGAUGAUAUGGUGCAUGAUAUCAAGACCGCCGAGAAGCCCCCAGAGUGCGAGCAUUUCCUGUGCACGACCACCUGCACCUGGAGGGGAGCUGCUGCUAGGUUUAUGGUGUGCACGGAGUGCACCUCUACUUUCUGCACCGGGGAGAAGGGGGGCAUGGAAAAUCCGCAGGGACACGCCCGCUUGCACGCCACCAGGGACUACCAUUGGGUUGCUCUGUGGUACGAUGAACCGUAUAAGGGCUACUGCUUCGAGUGUGGGCACGUUCUGAAGCUCGGUCAGGACAAGCUGAGCGAUGAUGAGUGGGCAGCUCUGGCCAGAAAUAAAAGGGUUGAGCGGGCAAUGUCGGCCAGCAAUGGAUGGGAUGUGUGGCGAACGGUGCCCGAGAGUUAUGCAAAGGAUUUGUGGGCAAUAGUGACCGGCAAUGAUGCGUCUGGGUAUGCUAAUGGGAAUGGCUGUGUUAUCAGAGGGUUGCCGAAUCUUGGAAACACAUGCUACAUGAAUGCACUGCUUCAGUGCCUCCUUGCACUCGGUGAGCUGAGGACAACGAUUUUAGGACCGGGUGCUCGGCUGGGGAGCAUUGGUCUGCACCUGAAGCAAUUAUUUGUGGAGACAAGCAGCACAAAUGAUGCCAGGCACACGCUGGAUCCAGAGAUGCUAUUGGAAGGUAUGCGGGUGUUUAAUCCACAGUUCAAGGGCUCUUAUAUGCAGGACAGCCAAGAGUUUCUUACAUCUUUGCGCACUGCUUUGGAGGAGGAGACGAAGGACCUAAACAAAUUUCAUGGGGGUGCAGAGUUUCGUCCAAUUGGCAAUUCCAUUUUCGGGGGCUGGCUGCGUCAGACCUUAUACUGCAUAAGUUGCCCAACUAAAUCAGUUUUGGAUCUGCAAUUCGAUGAGCUCCAACUGGCACUGCCAUCAAAGGAUUGUCCAGCCAGAAGUGUUACGUUACCACCAAUGACCAGAAGCGGUGGAUCUCCGACGAAGACUCGUAAGGAACUAUUCCAACAAACCGACAAGACCGAUGGAGAAAAGAUUCAAACAAUUGCUGAAGGCUGUGAUUCUCAGUUUCCUGGUUCAGAAUUUGGAGAUGUGGCCAUGGAGAAAAUACCCAAGCCUUUGCAAGUUGAUUCUACUGAAGUGGAGGAUGUUGCACACGGUCGUUUGCAGACUCAGAAGAAUGAUGUCCCGCGAGAGAUCAUUGAAGUGCCAAUAAAAGCUCUUGAUUUCAUUGCUAACUUGUUUGAUGACACUGAAGAAAUGGAUGAAUCAAUAGUAGAUCCUCACAGUCCAGAAGAUACUGGUCCACCUCCACUUGUUGAUAUAGAAGCCAAGGAGAACACUUACUCAGUAGAACCUACUACAGAAGACAAGGGGAGAGCUCAGAGCAGUGAAAUUACUGAUGAUGAGGCAGUACAUAUGAACUCUGUUGCAUCGCUCGAGGACUGCUUGACACUUCUUUGCUAUUGUCCAAUGGGAUGGAAAUGUGGUAACUGUUCCAAGGUUGUUGAGCUUGGAGAUAAUAAGAUUCAAACAGUUGCUGAAGGCAGCACUUUUCAGAUUCCCAGUUCAGGAUUGGGAGAUGGGGCAAUGGAGAAAACCCCCAGGCCUUUGCAAGUUGAUUCUAGCGAAGUGAAGGAUGUUGUACACGGUCAUAUGCAGACUCAGAAGAAUGAUGUCCCACAAGAGAUCAUUGAGGUGCCAAUAGAAAUUUUGGAUUUCAUUCCUGACUUAUUUGAUGACACUGAAGGAAUGGAGGAAGCAACAACAGAUUCUCGCAAUCCAGAAGAUAAGGAGACGACUUACCCAGUAAAAGUUACUACCAAAGGCAAGGAGGAAGCUCAGAGCAGUGAUAUUGUUCAUGAUGAGGCCGAACAUAUGAACUCUCUUGGGUUGAUUGAGGACUUCCUGGAACUGUUUGCGCGUCGAGUGAAGGAAAGCUGCGAGAACUGUUCCAAGGUUGCUGAACAGAUCAUGGCAAGCACCAAUAUAAAUACAAUUGUUGAUGGAGAUCAGACUGAGCUGUCGGACAGAAAAACAUGCCUAAGUGAGCAAUCUAGUGACUGUAAUAGCUUGUCCGUAGAAUCUCCAAGUAGGCAACCAUAUCGUUCAGAUGUACAUCAUCAAGUUAUACUCUCUGAAAGCAUAACUACUGAAGAAAUCACUUCAGGGACGAGCUGUGGUGAAAAGGACUCUGCCUCUUGCAGCACAGCCAGUGAAAAAGCUGAAACUGAUCAAGGUGUACAAGAAGCUGGGCUUCCAGCUGAUAAACAGACUGACCUGCUCAGUGCCCAGGAUAGUCCGGAUACCAGCACUCAAAAUCAGGGUUGUGCGAAGCAGGCAAUGCUGGAUGAUCAUAUUGCCCAACAAAUGGAGGGAAGCCAAAAUGAGCAGAAAGAUGGUCGCAGUACAGAAGGAAGUAACGCUCAGAUGGAACAAACACAGUUAUUUGUUGAGACCGUUCUUGGUGUGACUAUGUCAAUGCAGUUUGAAUUAAGUAAAUCUUCUCGAGAAUUUGCGGAGGCAGUUGAAAUGAGUACUGUGUUCAAUAAAACAGAACACUACUUGGAGUAUGGUGGCAUGAUUUUAGACUCAAAAACCAAAUUGAAUGAGACGGGCAUUGGAAAGGGCUCAACGGUUCGUAUUCGCACAAGGGUUUUGGGAGGAAUACCGGAUCAACAGACGUUGGUACUGGCCCAAUUUCCUUUUGAAGAUGGAAUCUUAAGAAUGAUACAGAUGCCGGAUAGUGCCAACACUGAGCCAGAACUGACUCCAAUGGGUUCCACCAUUUUCAGAAAUCUGAUUAAGUUAGUAACUGACAGUUUGGAUGCUGGUUUCUAUUGGACAGAAAUGUUGACAUUCCAUGACUUCUCGGUUGAUGAGAAUGGAAGAGUAUAUGCACUGCGCGCACCUGUACCAAUUUCUGAUGUCCUGGUUCCUCUGGAGGCUGACCAUGAUCGCCAUUAUAUGCAUAUUCGGAGCUGUUUUGAAGCCAACCUUGACAAUCUUGCAGAGCACAUUGAGGUGUAUUUCAGGCUUCACGGGAAGUACCCCGCUUAUAUGCAAAAUUUGGUUAGAAAACUGAGGGGAUUCAGGCUGGUUGCUGGCCAAUUAGAGCCAAGCUGUAAGUUGGCGUUGCUUACGCAUUUUGGUGGCCUUCCAUACAUGUGCAGGAUCAAUAUCAUUUUUCAGUUAAAAAUCAUACUUGACUCGUUGGGCUGGGCAGGAAGACUCGCUUUCUUUCGUGCAAUUGAAAGGUGUAAUAUAAACAGUGAGUGGCAAAUUAAUGUUCAAGCCAACUGGGUGACUCAAAUUACCUAUGCCAAGGGCAGUUACGCCGGAGACAAGCUGAGUGCUUUCUUUGUUUCACGCAAUUAUUUCUCGCAUUCUUAUGGAAACGCUUGGAUUAACGGGUACUGUUAUUAUCCAUGCGAUUCUGGACUUGAGAUCCUACUCUUCAAGUGUCUCGGUGACUUCUUAGCAGACUUAAUUGAAGAAUUACUAGAGAUGGGUUUUGAUCUUUUUGACAUGCUCAUGUCAUGCUGUCCUAAGUUGGACUCGUGAUGAUGUCUUGCUCAGGUAACUCCAGCUAUCGCCUAGUCGGUGUCAUUGAGCACUGUGGCCAUGCCUUGAGUAUAGGGCACUACGUUGCUUAUGUGAGGGCAGGUCGCAAGCAGCAGAGCAGUGGUUCUUCCUCAUGGGUUUGCGCAACCGAUCGCGACAUCAAGGAAGUCCCUCUAGAAGAAGUUCUCGGGUGCGAGGCGUACAUGCUUUUCUAUGAGAGGAUGGAUGGCCGAGGCAUAUCUGGGAGCCUACCCACCAACUAACCAGACCAGAUGGGCAACGAGAAAGGAUGCUCAAGUUUGAGAUUAGCAAGCAUGUCAAUUGCCAAGUGUAGAUAGAUACACAGAGUCGUCAUCACGUCCAAUUUUGUUGCAUUGGCUGAUUCAUUGCAAGGACUUUGCAUCGGUUGCAGCAUGUAGAUUGCAGGCCGGAUGGUCUGUUCACACUGUUCAUAAUCAUUUUUCUGUCCAUGAGAAACUUAUUUUUUUGUGAAAAAAAAGAACACUGGAUCUGUUUUGUUAGAACAACAUUAACUCCUUAUCGGAAAAAAGAACAACAUUGACUGUAGGACAGUGGA
Molecule: messenger RNA, 5176 nt
Organism: Triticum aestivum (bread wheat)
Lineage: Eukaryota; Viridiplantae; Streptophyta; Magnoliopsida; Poales; Poaceae
Exons: 7
Coding region: 229-4599 (1456 amino acids)
Biological process (GO): protein deubiquitination
Cellular component (GO): cytosol; nucleus
Molecular function (GO): protein binding; cysteine-type deubiquitinase activity
Source: RefSeq, a predicted model, not a curated record